Molecule: messenger RNA, 4116 nt
Organism: Coregonus clupeaformis (lake whitefish)
Lineage: Eukaryota; Metazoa; Chordata; Actinopteri; Salmoniformes; Salmonidae
Product: large neutral amino acids transporter small subunit 1-like
Exons: 12
Coding region: 379-2064 (561 amino acids)
Biological process (GO): amino acid transmembrane transport; neutral amino acid transport
Cellular component (GO): membrane
Molecular function (GO): L-amino acid transmembrane transporter activity; neutral L-amino acid transmembrane transporter activity
Source: RefSeq, a predicted model, not a curated record
CCAAAAGCUGACAAUGACCUAGUUCCCCCCUCUCUGAGCUGAGCUUUCCAUCUCUCCCAUCAUUCAUCAGAAGUGGGUGUAGGCUAGGUAGCAGCAUCACCAUCACAUCAAGCGCCACACUACGCCUGCUGCCACCUCUCCUGCACUCUCUAACACACCGGAGAGAGGGAGACAAGGGGGACGAGAGAUAGAGAGAGAGCGUGUGCAGGAGAAAAAGAGGGAGACAGAGAGUGGAGGAGAGAAACAGAGGGAGGGUGUGUGUGAGAAAGACACAGAGAGUGUGUGAGAGAUAGAGACACUGUGAGGGAAGCCUAGCUAGGAGGAAGAGAGCAAAAAAGGGAGGAGGGUGAUAGAGAAGGGGGCGAAACAAACAACAGGAUGGCAGAGCCGGAGCUGAAACCAUGGAGCAGCCAGGAGAGCUUGAAGAAGGCAGCCGAGGACCAGGAGAAGAUGGAGGCUGAGGCAGUUCCGGACAACCCUGACAAGCCUCCGUCGCUGGACAAGCCUCCAUCCAAGCCUCCGUCUCCAUCCACCCCUACCCCUACGGCUGCCGACGCCGUGGAAGCCACCACCCCUACCGCAGAGGCCUCCUCCCCAACCAAGGUGGCAGGCGGCAAGAUUGAACUGAAGCGCAGCAUCACGCUCUUCAACGGCGUGGGCAUGAUCAUUGGCACCAUCAUCGGCUCGGGCAUCUUCAUCACGCCCACCGGGGUGGUGAAGGAGGCGGGCUCGGCCGGUCUUUCGCUGGUGGUGUGGGCCGUGUGUGGCGUGGUGUCCACCAUGGGCGCCCUAUGCUACGCCGAGCUGGGUACCACCAUCACCAAGUCAGGAGGAGACUACACCUACAUCCUGGAGGUGUACGGUGAGCUGGCUGCCUUCCUCAAACUGUGGGUGGAGAUGCUGAUCAUCAGGCCAUCCUCCCAGUACGUGGUGUCGCUGGUGUUCGCCACCUACCUGCUGAAGCCCCUCUACCCAAACUGCAGUGUGCCCGACAGUGCCGCCAAGCUCAUCGCUUGUCUCUGCCUCACAUCGUUGACCUUUGUGAACUGCAUCAGCGUGCGGGCUGCCACCAAGGUCCAGGACUUGUUCACUGCGUCCAAGCUCCUGGCCCUGAUCAUCAUCAUCAUCUUCGGCUUCAUUCAGAUCGGCACAGGUGAUGUGCCAUACCUGACACCAGAAUUAGCAUUUGAAGGCAGCAAAUGGGGAGUCGACAACAUUGUGUUGGCUCUGUACAGUGGACUCUUUGCUUUUGGUGGCUGGAAUUACCUGAAUUACGUGACAGAGGAAAUGAUCAAUCCAGAGAGAAACCUGCCCCUGUCCAUCAUUAUCUCCAUGCCCAUUGUGACCGUGGUGUACGUACUGACCAACCUGGCCUACUUCACCACUAUCCCCCCGAGUGUGAUGGUUGAGUCCGAGGCAGUAGCUGUGAUCUUUGGGGAAUACCAUCUUGGUGUGAUGUCCUGGCUCAUCCCUGUCUUUGUGGGCCUGUCCUGCUUCGGAGCUGUCAACGGAAGCCUGUUCACCUCUGCACGGCUGUUUUAUGCUGGCGCUCGAGAGGGUCAGCUCCCUGCUGCACUGGGAUUGGUCCACACUGACCUCUUCACCCCAGUGCCCUCUCUAAUUUUCACAUGUUUCCUGUCCAUGCUUUACGCCCUGUCCAAGGACAUCUUCUCGGUCAUCAACCUGUUCAGCUUCUUUACCUGGCUGUGUGUGGGCAUGGCCAUCGCCGGCUUGCUGUGGCUCCGCUGGACCAAGCCAGAGCUCAGGAGGCCCAUCAAGAUUUGGUUGGUGGUCCCUGUGGUGUUUGUGCUGGGCUGUGUCUUCAUGAUCGUGGUGUCCUUCUGGGCAGCUCCCUUUGAGUGCCUGAUAGGCAGUGGGAUCAUCCUUACUGGUAUCCCCGCCUAUCUCCUGGGGUAUAAGUGGAAGAAGCCCCACGUUGUAAAGAAGAUCCUAGAGAUCUUUACUCUGUUCUGCCAGAAGAUUUUUAUGUCCGUUCCAGAAGAACGUGAAGAGAUGGAGUCAGCCGAAGUAGCUGAAGAAGUCGAAACAACAAAGGAUGACUGAGUCAAUGUUGUAGUUGGAACAUUACAUGUUUACCCUCAUUGUUGAUUUUGUUACAGAGUUCUAUGACUCUUGGUAAAGUAGGGGUUUAUUCAAAUUGCUUCGGUGUACAUAUUUUGUAUUUUACAUGAAUUUUCUUACUGUAUUGUCUCUUUUUACUCUCUCCAGCAAUUCAAUUCCAGUAAUUCCACUUUCCAGUCAUAUUUUGCUUUCACACUUUUUCAAAUGUGACCUAACCUAACCUUUUUUUUUACGUUUCAUAUGUUUUAACCUAUUUUGCACGGUAUUCAAUAGGCCUGAAUUAAGCUAACAAAAAGAGGAAAAUCUAUUUCUAUCAACAAAGUCAUAUUUCCAUCAAGUGUUGAUAUGUUCUCUAGACAAUCAUCCAAACAUCUUUGAUAAUGCAUACAAUACCGUGUGCUUCGUCUUAAUGGUCUUCAUCUAACUAAAGAUAAUUACAUAUUUGACUUUUGAAUUAUAUAAUUAUUAACCCCCACUUUAACUGAAGGUAUGUAUUUAACACAGUGUAGUUGCAGGAACUAGCUACUGGUUACUUAAUGUGAUUGCACAAUGGCCAUCAAUCUAUGAGAAACCCAUUAAUUUAUUCAGGUAACUCAUACAACACAUUCUGUAAACUACCUUAAUUUUGGAGUGUAAUGUUCCUUUAACAUUAUUGCACUCAUGAUAACAAUUUACAAUUUUAAUUUUAACAUCUAUUUAUUUCUACACUGUAUUGCUACAAGCAGUUUAAAUCCGUUGUUUGGAACACAUAGUUAUUUCCCAUUCUCAAAUUCACUUUGAAACAUUUUCAAAUCAUUAACAAAUGUAUUCGACAGAUUACUAUUUGAAGCACAUUUGUGCAAAGUAGAUUUCUGAUGUGAUUUCUGUUCUGAUGUGUUGCCUUAAGAUUGUUGUCACACAAGUCAGUUGCUUGUAUUGAUACCCAAUGCCAUGUAUACCUCUCAGUUCCUACGUCAAACCAUGCCUUUACGAUAUCUUCGUAAACAUCGUUUUAUGUCAUUCGAUACCAGCCGUUAUGAAUAUGGCACUAAGCCUGUCAAUUUUCUUUGUCUCAACUUGCUACCGGUUUCCAUACAUUUUAAACCAUUAUAUUCGGCGAAUACAUUUGAUAAAUGUUUUUUAUUUUUAUUUGUACAGAUACCUUGCAGGAAAUGUGAUAUCAACAUUCAGCCAACAUACAUUUUAAACCAUUAUAUUCGGCGAAUACAUUUGAUAAAUGUUUUUUAUUUUUAUUUGUACAGAUACCUUGCAGGAAAUGUGAUAUCAACAUUCAGCCAACAUGACAAUUUUGCUACUGAUGCAUACCUUUGUCAUGUUGUGAGCAUCAUAAGUGGACAUUGAAGGGUCUUUUCUCUUUCAAAUGAGCGAUUACUGUAAGUACAGAUCUAAGAUCAGCUUUCCCCAGUCCAAACCUUCUCUGACCCCGAGCCAGACCAGUUCAAGCCAAAACACGAAGAAAAACUAAAAACACCUAAGGGCUCUAUACAAUCCAUAUCGCUGAAGCGUUACAGAUUUCGCAUUAGAAAUGUGAAGGUAAUUUCUGAUUAAGCCGACAUAUGCAGCGUUUACCGUGAAUGCCAUCUUUGCCAAUGUGGGAAUAUUGCCUUUAAAUGUUUGUUGGGCUUUAGCACUACAUUUCCACGAUAUGGAUGGAAUAGAGCCCUAAAUGAAAUUCUGGAGGGUCUUUAGCACAAAAUAUUAGCACAAACAUGUACAUGUUACUGAAUUAGGGACACAAUGCAGUGUAGAAUGUUAACUGCUCCUAUUAUUAUAAAAUAUGGAGAAACUGUCGGGGUACCUUCAUAUUUUUGUGGCCCAAAAUGUACCGCGCAACAUAGUUCAGGUGUGUACAAAGUCUUGCCUAUUAUGUACGGUAAAGCCUUUGGUUGUAUUGAAUGUUAUGGUAAAAAACUUGUUUGUAAUUUGAAAUCGGAAGAAACAAUUGUACCUCUGUCAGCUAUUGUAAUUUAAAUGUCAGUGACCAUGGCGGGUAGGGUACGUACAUGUACCAUUAAACUAUUUUUGUUCAAAAGG